Messenger RNA from Raphanus sativus (radish), 1874 nucleotides. Its product is annotated as probable inactive purple acid phosphatase 1. The coding region runs from base 1 to 1854 and encodes 617 amino acids. The record is from RefSeq and is a predicted model, not a curated record. Lineage: Eukaryota; Viridiplantae; Streptophyta; Magnoliopsida; Brassicales; Brassicaceae. The transcript is spliced from 9 exons. Gene Ontology annotation, molecular function: metal ion binding; acid phosphatase activity.
AUGAGGGAGCAACCAUAUUUCGUAAUCUUGCUGCUGCUGAUUGUUGUUGUAGGAGCAAUUCAACAAGUGAAAUGUUUUCAUAUAGAAAAACCUUUAUCAGGAAUUGCUAUCCAUAAAACGACAGUCCAUCUCAAUGAACAAGCUCAUGUCAAAGCCUCUCCAACUGUUCUUGGAUCUAAUGGUCAACAUAGUGAACAUGUGUUGGUGGAAUUUAGUUCUCUGUACCCAUCAGAUGAUGACUGGAUUGGAGUCUUUUCUCCUGCAGAUUUCAUGGCUUCUACUUGUCCAGGAGAUAACAAACAAAUGGUGAGCCUACCUCGACUAUGUUCAGCUCCUAUCAAGUUUCAAUAUGCAAACAUUAGUAAUCCAAGAUACAAGAGUACUGGAAUCGGUUCCUUGAAGCUUCAACUCAUCAACCAGAGAUCAGACUUUUCCUUCGCGCUCUUUUCUGGCGGUUUGUUGAAUCCAAAGCUUGUGGCAGUCUCAAACAAAGUAGCCUUUGAGAACCCAAACGCACCGGUUUACCCUCGCUUGGCGCUAGGCAAAGAAUGGAAUGAAAUGACGGUGACAUGGACUAGUGGUUAUGCACCCGAUGUAGCGGAACCUCUAGUCGAGGGGGGCAUCAAAGGAGGAAAACGUAAACUCUCACCUGCUAGUACAUUGACCUUCAAGCGUAGAGACUUGUGCGGUGCUCCUGCAAGGACUGUGGGAUGGCGUGAUCCUGGAUACAUACACACAUCUUUCCUCAAAGACUUGUGGCCUAGCUCCACCUAUACGUACAAACUUGGGCAUAGACUUCUUUCCAACGGUGCAUUCAUAUGGAGUAAAGAAUAUCACUUCAAAUCUUCUCCGUUUCCAGGCCAAGACUCUCUCCAACGUGUUGUAAUCUUUGGAGACAUGGGGAAGGCUGAGGUUGAUGGCUCAAAUGACUACAAUAGUAUCCAGCGCCCUUCUCUCAACACCACAAAGCAACUCAUUAAAGAUCUAAAGAAGACAGACGCAGUUUUCCACAUUGGAGAUAUAUGUUACGCAAGUGGAUAUCUUUCCCAGUGGGACCAAUUCACAGCUCAGAUUGAGCCCAUUGCUUCCACUGUUCCAUACAUGAUUGCAAGUGGAAACCAUGAGCGUGACUGGCCCUACUCGGGAUCGUUUUACCAUGGUGUAGAUUCUGGAGGAGAAUGUGGUGUACCAGCUGAGACAAUGUUCUACGUUCCUUCUCGAAACAGAGAUAAGUUAUGGUACUCUAGUGACUACGGAAUGUUUAGGUUCUGUGUGGCUGACACGGAGCGGGACUGGAGAGAAGGAACUGAUCAAUACAAGUUCAUUGAGCACUGUUUCGCAUCAGUCGACAGAAAAAAGCAGCCGUGGCUUAUUUUCUUAGCUCACCGCGUGCUCGGUUAUUCCUCCACGUAUUUCUACGCCAAAACAGGCUAUUUUGCUGAACCAUUUGGGAGAGUUCAUCUCGAAAAGCUCUGGAAGAAGUACAGAGUGGACAUUGCAGUGUAUGGACAUGCACAUAACUACGAGAGAACAUGCCCCGUUUACCAGAGUGUAUGCACGAGUCAUGAAGAAACUAACUAUAAGAGUCCAUUGAAUGGGACGAUCCACGUAGUUGCUGGAGGUGGAGGGGCUCAUCUUGCUGAAUUUUCCGAGGAGAAACCGAGUUGGAGUCUGUUCAGAGAUUACGACCAUGGAUACGUUAAACUCACAGCGGUUGAUCACUCUAGUCUUGUGUUCGAGUACAAGAAGAGCAGCGACGGACGAGUCCAUGAUUCAUUCAAGAUAUCAAGAGAGUACAGAGACGGUUCAGCUUGUGGUGUUGAUAGUUGCCCUGCAACAACACAUGCUACGUAAAGAAGAUCAUUCUGUGGUCA